Molecule: messenger RNA, 1881 nt
Organism: Colletotrichum truncatum
Lineage: Eukaryota; Fungi; Ascomycota; Sordariomycetes; Glomerellales; Glomerellaceae
Product: ferric reductase like transmembrane component
Biological process (GO): intracellular iron ion homeostasis; copper ion import; iron ion transport
Cellular component (GO): plasma membrane
Molecular function (GO): ferric-chelate reductase activity
Source: RefSeq, a predicted model, not a curated record
AUGGAUUUUCACCGGCGCAGGCUCGCCGGCCUGGCGGAUCUUAUCCCCACCAAGGUCCUCCUCGAACGUGCUCAUGCCGAACAUGGCACCGAGGAGCCCUCGGCCACCUCAACCAUCUCCCCCUACCACUCCAACCUCGACGGUGUUAACCAACCCGUCAACAUGCUGUUCAAGGACAUGCUCUGGGCUAGUUUUGGCGGCAUGGCCAUUCUCGUUCUCGUCAUUACGAUAGGUCGCAUCCUCUGGGCCCAACUCCGUCACGUCUCGGCCAUGAACAUCGAGGGCGAGAGACAGCAUUACUGGAAGGUCGCCCAAUGGAAGUGGAUGCCCAGCUUGAAGAAGCACCUCAUGUAUGCUCCUCUGUGGAACAAGCGUCACAACAAGGAAAUCAAGCUCUCGAACCUCGGCAUCGGCACCCUGCCCUCGCGCAUGCACUCUCUCAUCCUCUUCUUCUACCUGGCCAGCAACAUCGUCUACAUGUUCUUCCUCAACUGGGAGAACAAGAACAUCUACUCCUUCUGUGCGGAGCUCCGUGGCCGCUCCGGAACCCUCUCCGUCGUCAACAUGGUGCCGCUCAUCAUCUUGGCCGGCCGCAACAACCCACUCAUCGGUUGGCUGCAUGUCAGCUUCGACACGUAUAAUCUCCUUCACCGAUGGGUCGGUCGCAUGUCCGUCAUCGAGGCCAUUAUUCACACCAUUGCCUGGCUCAUCGUCCAGGUUGCUGACAGCGGAUGGGAGGGCGUUUGGUAUAGAAUGUCGAACGAGCUCUUCAUCGGCUCCGGUAUGGCCGGCACCAUCGCCCUUGCGGUUAUCAUGAUCCUGUCUUUCUCGCCGGUUCGCCACGCUUUCUACGAGAUCUUCCUCAACGUCCACAUCAUCCUCGCCUUCUUCAUCUUCCUGAUGACCUACAUCCACUGCGCCGUUGCCGGUCUUCCCGGUGGUCUUCCCCAGCUUCCCUGGAUGAUUGCCAUCUUCAUCCUCUGGUUCCUUGAGCGCAUGGCUCGCAUUGUCCGCGUUGCUUACCUGAACUGGUCUGACCGCGGCGUCAGCGACGCUAUCAUCGAGGCUGUCCCCGGUGAGUGCACUCGUGUCACCAUCAACCUCCCGCGCUACGUCGACGUCAAGCCUGGCACCCACGCCUACCUGCGCUUCAAGGACAUCCGCCCCUGGGACUGUCAUCCUUUCUCCGUCGCUUGGGUCGAGCACAUCCCCGAUCAUCGCUCCCUGCCCCUUGACGAGGAGAAGAUCACCCUGACCGCCAUCGACAAGAAGCACACCACCACCUCGAUCUCCUUCAUCAUUGGCGCCCACAAGGGCUUCACGCGUGACCUGUACAACGUCGCCCGUCAGAGCGGAGACCGUGCCAUCCGCAUGAAGGCCUGUAUGGAAGGUCCCUAUGCCGGCCACCACUCUCUUGACUCAUACGGCCACGCCGUCCUUUUCGCAGGAGCCACCGGCAUCACCCAUCAGAUCUCUUACCUCAAGCCCCUCAUCGACGGCUACAACAACGGCAGUGUGGCCACCCGCCGCAUCACCCUCGUCUGGAUCGUUCGCGAUUACGAGGCCCUCGAAUGGGUCCGCCCCUGGAUGGACACGGUGCUUCGCCUGCCGAACCGCAAGGACAUCCUCCGCAUCCAGCUCUACAUCACCCGGCCCCAAAACUCCCAGCAGAUUGUGUCGGCAUCGACAACAGUCCAGAUGUUCCCUGGACGCCCCAAUAUCCCGCUUCUCAUGAAGCGCGAGGUUCAGGAGCAGCUGGGUGCCAUGUGUGUUACAGUUUGCGGACCAGGUGCUCUGGCUGACGAUGUGCGGUCGGCUGUGAGAGUUGUGCAAGAUGAGGGCACGGUGGUUGAUUUUGUCGAGGAGAGUUUCACAUGGUAA